Molecule: messenger RNA, 1566 nt
Organism: Gymnodraco acuticeps
Lineage: Eukaryota; Metazoa; Chordata; Actinopteri; Perciformes; Bathydraconidae
Product: CD209 antigen-like protein E
Exons: 6
Coding region: 60-830 (256 amino acids)
Source: RefSeq, a predicted model, not a curated record
AUUCAGGAUACUUGCUGCAGAGCUGAGCUUCUAGGAAAGAGUUGGCAUUCCCAUGAGCAAUGGAUGAAGUCUAUGCCAAUGCUGACGAUGUCAAAUCCCUACGCACAAGAUUAUCAACAAUACAAGAAGUUCCCAGGAGAUUUCUCAGAGCGUCUGUUCUCGGUCUGGGGCUGCUGAGUGUUUUCCUGCUGGCUGGACUCAUCGGCCUCGCCGUCCACUACCAUAACUCAGUAGGUGGUGCAGCUGCAAACCUGUCCUCAGUGACUGAAGAGAGAGACAACCUGACUGACCGUCUCCAGGCCAACGAUCAGCUGAUCAACCAGCUGAAGGCCAACCUCACUGAAAAGACCAGAGAGGUGGACAGGCUUCAGUGUUUUCAGAAACCGUGUCCUGCAGGAUGGAGGAAGUUUGGUUGUUCCUGUUAUCUCCUCUCUACUGAGAAAGCUUCUUGGCAACAAAGCAGACAAAACUGCAGAGCCAGAAGAGCAGAUCUGGUGAUCGUAGACAGUUUUGAAGAACAGAUUUUCCUUGAAUCGAUGAUCAAGAAAAGCCAAAUCAACUCUAGCAUGAUCUAUGAACAGGAAUUCAUCGAUAGAAUCUAUGAAAACACUUGGAUUGGUUUGAAUGACACAGAAAAGGAGGGGACCUGGAAAUGGGUGGAUGGAUCUCCACUGAAUCUGACUAACCAGAAUCUAUUUUGGAGCACUGGACAGCCUGAUAAUGGAGGAGGGAAGUUGGAAGAGGACUGUGUAUACAUCAAUCCCUCCACCUGGUGGGAAGACCUGCCCUGUUGGAGAAAUCUGCAUUGGAUCUGUGAGAAAAAAGCUUAACAUUGGUGUCUGUUUGGAUACUAAACAUGCAAUCAUGCUUUUACAAUUUAGUCAAGUUAAAUCAAGUUAUUUAAAACUAUACAAAAUGCCUGAUUUCAUGAAUAAGAAUGACUUUGCUCAAAUUAAUAAAUCACAUUUAUUUAGUUUUUUGUUUAAGAUUAAUAACAGUAAUAAAUAAAUAGUCAUUUAAUUAGUUUUUGCCAACUUUUGUUUGCCUCAAUUAAAUUUGUAUUAAUCCUUUUACAAAUCUUAUGUAACAUUCUUAUGAACUGGAAAGUCAGAAAGCCCAACUGCUUCAAUUUAAAUAGAUGGCUGGAGGACUUCCUAAACAUCUUCAAUAUGGAAGAAGCUGCUUUCUCCCUGUUAUAUUUGGUUAAGCCAGAAAACAGGCUCUGGGGGAUGAGAUAAGGGCUUUCCUGGACUCAAACCAUCUCGGCUGCCAAUUAUAAUUAUAAUAAUAUUAAUAAAUAAAUAAAGAGAAAUAAGCUAUGAAGAAACAGAAAAAUAAUGGUAAUAUUAAUGAAAGAAGUGAAAUUAAAUGGGAAAUGUAUUUAUUUGACUAUUUAUCUAUUUAUUUAUUCAUUUAUCUAUUAUACAUUUUUUGUUUUAUAAUAAUGAGAAAACAAUGAAGUAUAUCUAUAUUAUGAAGCAAAUCAUGUAUAAAUACAACGCCAUAUGAAUACAUAACAUGUAACUGACAAUGUAAUCCCCCUACCCCCACCCACCCUUCAUGUUA